Molecule: messenger RNA, 804 nt
Organism: Gekko japonicus
Lineage: Eukaryota; Metazoa; Chordata; Lepidosauria; Squamata; Gekkonidae
Gene: RAB36
Product: RAB36, member RAS oncogene family
Exons: 10
Coding region: 1-804 (267 amino acids)
Molecular function (GO): GTP binding; GTPase activity
Source: RefSeq, a predicted model, not a curated record
AUGAAGACCACUUUACUGCAUGUUGUACCACCAGUGAGCAGAGACAGAAUAAUCUCCCACUUCCCAAAAUGGUACACACCUGAGGCCUGCCUGCAGUUCAAAGAUCACUUCCACACCCAGGUGGGGAGCGCCUGUCAGCGACGGAACACUGGUGCUGUCGGGUUAAAAAUAUCCAAAGUGGUUGUGGUGGGAGACCUGUAUGUUGGAAAAACAAGUCUCAUCAACAGGUUUUGUAAGGAUGUGUUUGACCGUGAUUACAAGGCAACCAUUGGAGUGGAUUUUGAAAUUGAACGUUUUGAGAUAGCUGGAGUUCCAUAUAGUCUCCAAAUAUGGGACACAGCAGGUCAAGAAAAGUUCAAGUGCAUCGCAUCUGCUUACUACAGAGGAGCAGAGAUUAUUAUAACGGUCUUUGAUUUGGCUGAUAUCCAGACUUUGGAUCAUACCAAACAGUGGCUUCAGGAUGCACUGAGGGAGAAUGAACCAGGGUCCAGCUUCAUCUUUCUAGUUGGAACAAAAAAAGAUCUAGUGUCCACUGCUGCAUGUGAGCGGACAGAACUGGAUGCCAUUCACUAUGCCAAUGAGAUGCAGGCUGAGUACUGGUCAGUUUCAGCCAAAACAGGGGAAAAUGUCAGGGAGUUUUUUUCCAGAGUUGCUGCCUUGGCCUUUGAAAAGUCCAUGCUGAUGGAACUGGAGAAGAGCAACAGCCGCAUGGCACAGAUUGGUGCAGGAAACCUUAUCAAUAUAGAAGGAACUUCACUGGAGGCUUCAGAAACCAACCAUCAAGCCAACGUAGGCUGCUGCUAA